Molecule: messenger RNA, 1020 nt
Organism: Clonostachys rhizophaga
Lineage: Eukaryota; Fungi; Ascomycota; Sordariomycetes; Hypocreales; Bionectriaceae
Source: the annotation of a GenBank genome assembly
AUGAACGGCACCAUGGAGACUCCCGUCACCACCCCUGGCGCACUCGCCGAGAAGAUUGACCACCAUUGGGUCGAGCACACCGUCGCAGGACACAAGUACAGCACCCUCAAGUCGUCUGCGUUCGCCCGCAACCAUCAGGCCCAGAUUACCGCUGCUGUAAACGACUGCAAUGCCCAUGCUCAGGAAGGCCUCCGACUUCAGCUGGAACUCCUCGACGCCAUUGAAGACCAAGAAUGGCUGCUGCUUCCCAACGACAUUGACCGAGUUGUCCACCAUCAGUUGGCCUGCAACGAUGACAUCUCGCUCGCCGUCUCAUUCCGUCGCUCUGAUAUCCUCACCAGCCUCAAGGCCCGUCAAGAUGCCGCCAAACUGUCCAUGCAAUCCUGCAUCGUCAUCCAGGAAGACGCAGAGACGCCCGUCCCCGAGAGUCCCUUCAUCGCAGAGACACCCUCGCCCUCGCCCGCGCCCGCGCCCGAAGACGAUCCUGACCUAGUCGCGACCAUCAACAUGCGCUGGCAAGAGUACCUCAGUGUGCGCCAGACCCUCGACGAAGCCAACAACGCCGCCUUCCAGACCGCGUCGCUCAGGGCCCAAGCAUCCGAAUAUGCGAAGAGGCUCAAGGAGAUUGCCACCGAUGCUCUGAUCCAGCAGCAUUUUCUCCUUGCCCAGCUUCGCAAUGUCGCGGAUCCUCGGAGUGAUGCUCUGGACGCCAUGAAGCUCAGAUUCUCCGGCUCCGACUUGCCAGAGUUUGAGGCUGAAAUUGCUCGUUUCGGUCAUGUCAAGAAGCCCAAGGCUCGCCCAGCGAAUCAGUCCAGCAUCAAGUCGUUCUUCGCCCCUAAGGCUGGACCAUCUCAAGUCGUGCCCACUCCCCUGCCAACCACCAAGCGACCAAGCAAGACGACUGUCAUUGAGCCUUCGCCCGCCCCUCGUCGAUCCACUCAUCUCAGCAAUCAGACACCCAAGACCGUCGUUCAGGAUGUUGUUGCUACCGGUGGCGAUGAGAAGUGGUCACUCUAUUAG